AUGGCCCCCUCGAAGUUUUUACCAACGGUGUUACUCUUCGCGGUGUUGAGUGCACGCCCUCCUUCGAAUUCCCCCGUUCCAUAUGCAAAUGCUGGAAUCACGGGGGAAGCCACAUCAUCUGUGGAGGGCCUAAACAUUCAUGGUGAAAAGGAUCAGUUGUAUGACCUGUCUCACUUUAGCAGAGAGUUAAUUGAACCUCUUUCUCGUUUCUUGAAGAGUGUCCCCGCCGCAGCGUUAAGAGAGAAGGUGAAAACCCAAGUAGCCAAAGCAGCGCAGAGUCUGCAUCUACCCAAUCCAGAUGAACAGACAUGCGAAAUUAAUUAUGCUGAUUUGUGCCCUGAAGGAUGGGGGGAUUGGGGAAAUGGAGACAACUGCAUAAGUCCUGCUACUUACCAAGGACCAUGUAAAAAGAAAAUGGCAUCGUUCGUGAAUUCAACGCCUAGAGAAAAAUUCCACUUCUCCAUCAAGUGCGAUGUGUCAUGGCCAUGUAUGCAUAGAUGUAGUGAAGAAGAUCUGUUGGAGGAGUGUCCCGACCGUUGGAUUCUCGAAGGUAAGAUCUGUCACGCCCCAAAAUCUUACAUGGGAAAAUGUGUUCGGAAAAAAAUUUUUACAAAUUUCUCGAGAGAAGAAAAAAAGGCAUGGGCAGAUGCAUGCGACGUCAGUUGGCCUUGCUUAAAAAAAAAUUACAAUUUUAAUGAACUCUGUCCAAAAAACUGGAUUCCUAGUCCAGAUGGUAAACACUGUUCUGCGACUAGCUCUUAUGUCGGAGUCUGUGGUCCUGUUUUGUAUCUGUCUAAUUUGAAUGAGCUGGAGAAAAAAAAUUUAAUGAGGAAGUGUAAUGUUGAAUGGCCUAUUAGAGCGAAUGCGGAGGAGAACGAACUAAACGACCAGGUGUGUCCACUGGGGUGGACCAGUAGUACUUCUAACCGGAAGGGAGGAGGGACUACCUGUUCUCCUCCCCAUUCAUACAACGGUCCCUGUGCCCAAAGUGAGGAAAUAAAGAACAUAUCCUUCGAACAUAUGAGCAAAGAAGAAAAGUAUGAAUUAUCCAGAAGGUGCGACUUCAUGUGGCAUUCCAAAAAUGAGCAGUAUCAGAAUUUCGAUUUGGCUUGUCCUUACAAUUGGGUUCUAGUAGAUUCGGCAGAUCACAUUUGCGCAUCCCCUGUGGAAUACACCCAGCCGUGCAACAACAUCUGGUCCUUCAAAGGUUACACAAACGAAAUGAAGGCUACCUGGGCAAUCAGAUGUAAAGCCCCUUUUGUUAACGAAGCAACAUUCCGAGUUCGACUCCUAAAGGGUAGAAAAAUGGGGAACCAUUUGAAGAAGGGAAAAAUAUUUGGCCUGAACAGAGAAAUGAACAGUGGAGGUAUUCUCCUGGCAGAUACAGCUUGGCUGAGGGAUGGUCCCAUAGGUUCUGCCAAAUCCAACUAUCACAGAGUUGAUGAUAGUACUACUACCCAUGAGGAGUUCCUCCCCAACCAUGAUGAAUCCUUAAUGCACACAAACGGGGAGACCUUACCUCUAACUGAGGGGAGAAAUGUGGACCAUCCGCAUGAGGUUAUCCUGAGCGACCAGAAAAUUACGGAGCUUCUUCUGCUUAAGCAGGCUUCGAAGGAUGAGGAGUUACGGAGGAAUAUCGAUGAAGUUGUUCAGACAUUGAGGAAGGGGCACUCCUCCCCCGGAAAGGGAAACUCAUUUUCCUUUCUCCAGAUCAAGUCGAAGAGGGAAAAAUCAAUCAACUCAACAAAGGAUUUUCACAAAGAACACCAUGUGGAUUCUUCAAUUAUUGGGAAGGCGAAAUUCCCACUGCAAAAGGGGGAAGCAGAUGAGCAAUCGCCUCUGUAUGAUCGAGAUACUGCACACACAACAGAGAUACAAAAUUUAAAAGAAAUAAAAAACUUGUAUGAAAACUAUAAACUGGAGAAGGUGGAUGAGUCAUACUAUGGGCAUAUCUGUUUUGAAAAAAAUUAUUUGGAGUGCCCUGUAGGGUGGACUAAAUUAAGUGCCAAGCAAUGUAUGGCCCCAAGAUGGUACAGAACCAAUGUCCAUAAGUGCAGCUCCAUGAUAAACCUAAACGACUUAACCAGAAGUGUGUAUGAUGUAGCUCACGACAUGUCUUUCAUUACCUUCGAUGAAGAAAAAAUAAAGAAAUUGGAGAAAAAAUGUUUAUUGGAAUUUCCUUGUAGAGAGUGCGAACGGGAUUACGUACAAGUGUCUUGCCCCCUGGGAUGGACUGAAACCAAUGAUGAAUGGUGUGAAGCGCCCGCAGAUUAUCCACCAUACUUGAAAAAGGUUUGUGGAGAUAGAGUCAACUUUAAGUAUGCUACUCCACUUAUUAGACGUAACUGGAGCCUUCUGUGUAGAUCGGAUUGGCCAUGUUUUUCUCCUUGCGAGAAAAACUACGCGGCGGUGUGCCCCCUUGGAUAUGAGCUGAUAAAUGAACGCUUCGACACCGUGAACGGAAAGACUAUUCACGUCUGCGUGAACCGGAGCUGGGAACCGAGUCGAACAGAAGAUGACCGCAUACAUGUUGAUCGCUUAGCGGAUAAUUGGGGAAACGCGUGUCUUGUGAUCGAAGUAUACAACAGUGUACAGAUAAAAAAACAAAUCGAAAAAAAGUGUCGAAUUAUUUGGCCAUGCCUGGAAAAAUGCAUACAAGAUUAUCACCAGACAUGUCCGUACAACUGGCUCCUCAAGAAAAAUAAGUGCAUAGCUCCAUAUCAUUACAACCCCCCACAAGGGUGUUCGAAGUCCUUUGCAGUUAGAUCGUUUAGCUCCUUCGAUAAGUACCUCUUCUCAAAUAAAUGUUUUUCACCUUGGCCAUGUAUCAAUGCUUGCCAACAGGACUGGUCUCAACCAUGUCCCGCUCACUGGACUCCGAUGAUGCGGAGAAAUGGUAAAAAUACCGUGGAUAGGAAGACAACUUCCAAUUCUCUCUUUUGUAAACCGAUAAAACGUUACAUGCAUAGUGGUGUGUGUACAGAUGAAUAUUACGAUUUGACAGAUUUCACCUUUUUGCAAAAACAAGAAUUCUCCUUUCGUUGUGGUGUUCGUUGGCCAUGUGGCAACACCUCUCGGCUAUAUUCUCCCAAUUGGCAAACAGAGAACGUGUACUACGACGUUGGAUUCCAGCGGCUAAGGACGUUGCGUUUUUAUGAUACCCACUACGCCUCGAGGUACGCCAAAUCGGGAAGUUCCUUCUUCUAA
Molecule: messenger RNA, 3207 nt
Organism: Plasmodium knowlesi strain H
Lineage: Eukaryota; Apicomplexa; Aconoidasida; Haemosporida; Plasmodiidae
Exons: 2
Coding region: 1-3207 (1068 amino acids)
Source: RefSeq, a predicted model, not a curated record